Molecule: messenger RNA, 1054 nt
Organism: Panicum virgatum (switchgrass)
Lineage: Eukaryota; Viridiplantae; Streptophyta; Magnoliopsida; Poales; Poaceae
Exons: 1
Coding region: 145-681 (178 amino acids)
Source: RefSeq, a predicted model, not a curated record
GCCCGCUGCCAGACGCGAACCAGACGCCCUCGCCUCCCACUCCCAGGUUGUUUACCCUUCCCUCCCCGCGCGCGGUGGUUUGUGCUUUAGCUCGCUCGCGGCCGUUCUCUCCGUAUUUCCCCUCUUUCUCUAGACCGGAGGCGGAUGGCCGGGCGGAGCAGCAGCCUCUCCAUGGUCGCGUCGCACCGGCUGUUCGCGCCGGUGCACGCCGUGGGCGGCGCCGACCACGGCGCGGAGCUCGACGAGGCCGACGUCAUCUGGGGCGGAGGCCCGGCGUCGUCGUCCCCGUCGUCGCCGUCGCCGUUCCUGCCCUCCGCCGCGGCGGCAGACCCGUACGCGCGGUCGCCGCCGGUGGCCGCGCCGUCCAAGCCCAAGCCGCGCGGCGGCCCGGGCCCAGCGUCGGUGCCGGUCAACAUCCCGGACUGGUCCAAGAUCCUCGGCGCCGAGUACGCCGGGAGCUGCGCGGGCGCGCGCGGGUGGGCGGCGCACGACGACGCGUUCGCCGAGGACGCGGCGGGCAGCGGGGGCCGGCGCUGGGUGCCGCCCCACGAGAUGCUGCAGUGCCGGGAGCGCGCGGCGGCGUCCUUCUCCGUGCGCGAGGGCGCCGGCCGCACGCUCAAGGGACGCGACCUCCGCCGCGUCCGCAACGCCAUCUGGGAGAAGACCGGCUUCCAGGACUGACCCGGUGGCAACCCCCCCCCCCCCCCCCCCCCCCCCCCCCCAGCAAGACAGCCACCGCAGCCCCGCCGCCCACCUUCACGGCAAUGCCCGCCGCGGCCUCGUUGAUCCCGUUCUCGCCUUUGAGGAGGGAGAGAGGAGCGUUCGCUCUGAUUAGUGGCCUCAAUCAUUAUGGAUUGAUUCGAUAAGUUUUUUUUCGUUUUGCUUUAUUUUGUUCCCCGCGUUUAGUCGUGAUGAUCGAUGAGGAAGAGGGAGUAGAGAUUAAGGCCUCUGUUUUUGGCAUUUUCCCCCCGGAGAGGCCCGGUCGAUGUACUACCACUAGUAAAAUUAAUUCAUCUUUGAUUAUUACUAGUAUUAAUGAUCGGGCUUUUCCUAA